AUGGACGCCCAGAUUGAGAAAGCCAUCGAAAUCGCAUGGGACCCUCGAUCCGACCCAAACCUAAAAGAACAAGCGGUUCAAUAUCUCACCCAAGUCCGAGGCGACACCUCGAGCCUACAAGCAUGCCUUAACCUCUUCACCAGAGCUCCAAAAGCUGCCGAAGUCGUACGAUUAGUUUCGCUAGAUAUUGUCAACAAUGCGAUUCAAACUCAACACAUAGACGAUCAGAGCUUGCGUGGGCUCAAAGAACAACUACAUGACUAUGUCAGAAGAACCUAUGCCUCUGGAAACGAGGUCGAUCCACCCGCUUUACAGAACAAGCUCACACAAACCUUGACGUUUUUGUUCUCAUCAUUAUACAAGGAAGGCUGGGAAAGUUUCAUAAGAGAUUUCUUGAGCUUCGCAGGUCAUCAGAAUGGAUCAGUUGAUAAUCUUUCCGGGGUUGUAUUGUAUUUGCGGCUUUUGAGCUCCAUUCAUGACGAGAUUGCCGAUUUGAUGAUAGCCAGGGCUGGAGAGGAAACAAAGCGAAAUGUCGAGUUGAAGGAUCUUGUGCGUGCUCGAGAUGUACAUACGGUGGCAGGUUCUUUUCAACAAAUCCUCACAUACUGGCAAGGUAAUAACGAUGCCAUUGUUGAAAUGACAUUGAAGGUUAUUGGAAAAUGGGUCUCGUGGAUUGAUAUCUCUUUAGUCGUAAAUCAGGAUAUCUUGAAUUUGUUGUUUCCAUUGGUUGGCCGAAACCCUAAUGGUGGUGAAGACAAAGUCAAGGAUGCUGCCAUAGACUGCUUUACAGAGAUUGUGGCAAAGAAGAUGAAACCUUCUGAUAAGAUAGGAAUGAUCCUGUUCUUAAACCUUGGAGAAGUUGUGUCGCAACUUAUCACUAGUCCAGCCCUACACAACUUACGGAACACUUCUAGCUAUGACACCGAUCUUGCGGAAGCGGUUGCAAAACUGGUCAACAACGUUGUUUCAGAUCUGGUCAAAAUCCUCGAGGACAUCAAAGUUGAACCCGAUGUUCGAGCCCAAGCAGAACAAUUAUUGCAAACUUUCCUUCCACUUCUACUCAGAUUUUUCUCGGACGAGUACGACGAGAUAUGCGCAACAGUCAUACCAUCUCUCACAGAGCUCAACACAUUCUUACGCAAAGCACAACCAUUACCACCUGCAUAUUCCGCCAUGCUGACACCUAUUCUCAAUGCGAUAAUACAAAAAAUGAGAUACGAUGACACUUCUUCAUACGCCGAUGAGGAUGAAUUAACAGACGAGGCUGAAUUCCAAGAGCUUCGAAAAAGGUUACAGGUUCUUCAAAAGACUAUUGCUGCAGUUGAUGAAGCUUUGUAUGUUGAUGUCUUGAGCAACGUGAUUGGAAGUACAUUUCAGAGACUCGACGAGCAAAAUGGUCAGAUAGACUGGCGCGAUUUGGACCUUGCACUACACGAAAUGUACCUUUUUGGGGAACUUACGCUCGUCAAUGGUGGUCUUUAUGCCAAGAGCCAGCCAUCCAGUAUCGCAGCCGAACGUUUGAUCGUCAUGAUGUCUAAAAUGGUCGAAUCCGGCAUUGCGUCAUUCAAUCAUCCUGCCAUCUCACUCCAAUAUAUGGAAAUCUGCGUUCGAUACUGUUCGUUCUUUGAAAACCAAACCCAAUAUAUUCCUCAAGUUCUCGAGCAAUUCGUUAGCUUUGUGCACCAUAGUCAUUCACGGGUCAGGAUACGUUCGUGGUAUCUAUUUCACCGAUUUGUAAAGCACUUGAGAGGUCAAGUUGGUAAUGUUGCGGAAACUAUCAUUCAAUCUAUCAGUGAUCUCCUUCCUUUGAAGGCAGAAGUACCAAGGGAAAAUGAUGAUGACAUGUCAUCAGAUGAUGGCAAUCAUGAUGCAGCGGAUGUUGCAUUCAAUGCGCAACUCAACCUUUAUGAGGCAAUUGGUUGUAUCUCAUCCACAACCUCAACACCAAUAGAGAAGCAAGCUAUCUAUGCAAGAACAAUCAUGGAUCCUCUAUUCUCAGACAUCGAGCGAAAUUUAGAGCAAGCUAAGUCGGGCAAUGCACAAGCUGUUCUACAAAUUCAUCACAUUGUUUUCGCUCUUGGAUCGUUAGCCCAUGGAUUUUCUGACUGGUCCCCUGGAGAAGGAAAAAGGGCUGGACAAGCACCUGUCAAGGAGAUAACCAUUGAAUUCAGCCGUGCCGCGGAAGCAAUUUUGUUUGCACUCGAGGCACUUAAGGCUUCUUUCGAGGUCCGUAAUGCAGCAAGAUCCUCAUUCUCCAGACUUAUGGGAGUCAUGGGUUCUUCUAAAGAAGAAAUCGCCAUGUUCUUACGAUUAUUGGAUCAAGUGGUGUUUGGGUUUAAGAAGGAUAUACAUGAAGUUCUCAACUCCCUACUGACACCACUUUUCCAACGAGUUUUUGCUAGCUUAAGCGAGCCGGUUACAGGAACAGAUGAUGGAAUCCAACUCGUUGAAUUGCGAAGAGAAUAUUUGACCUUCGUAACGGUCAUCUUGAAUAACGAGCUCGGUUCUGUACUUGUUAGUGAGCAGAAUCAAGCUUUCUUUGACCCCCUUAUUCAGUCGGUCACAACCUUGGCGAAAACAGUCACAAAUGAAAAUGGCAAUCUCGCGGCCAGCAAGAUUGCCUUCAACGUCAUGACAAAGAUGGCAGAGAUCUGGGGUGGCCCAACAAUUGCGACACCAGGUCAGCCCAUUACCUCGCCUGUUUCCCCUCAACCAUCAUUUCCCGGCUUUGAUAGUUUUCUCAUUGAACGUUUUCACCCGGUUUGUUGGGAAGUUCUUCGCGAUCCAAACUUCAGACCAUUGGUCGAUGCGCAAUCCAAGAGCGUUUUGAACGAAUUGGCGGGAUUGGAACAGGUUAUCUAUAUGAAGACUGGGAACAUGUUUGUGGAGCAUUUACAGGGCAAUUUCUUCCCAAGCAUGGGCGUGGAUGGUAGUGGAUUUAUUAAGAGCAUGGUGGAGAGUCCGGAAAGAAAGGGAUUAGCGACAUUUUUGCAGAAUUGGAUGAAAGGAAAAGCUUAG
Molecule: messenger RNA, 3018 nt
Organism: Botrytis fragariae
Lineage: Eukaryota; Fungi; Ascomycota; Leotiomycetes; Helotiales; Sclerotiniaceae
Product: putative trna exportin protein
Exons: 4
Coding region: 1-3018 (1005 amino acids)
Biological process (GO): tRNA re-export from nucleus
Cellular component (GO): nuclear pore; cytoplasm; nuclear matrix
Molecular function (GO): tRNA binding; small GTPase binding
Source: RefSeq, a predicted model, not a curated record